Messenger RNA from Penaeus monodon (black tiger shrimp), 496 nucleotides. RefSeq names its product isthmin-2-like. The coding region runs from base 1 to 429 and encodes 142 amino acids. The record is from RefSeq and is a predicted model, not a curated record. Lineage: Eukaryota; Metazoa; Arthropoda; Malacostraca; Decapoda; Penaeidae. The transcript has 4 exons.
AUGGUCGAAGACAUAUGUGGUGCAUGGACGGAGUGUCGCGUUGAGAGGGCAUUGCAAGAACUAGCUCAAUUGCAUGCACUGCCAUCUUGUCCUUGUGUCUACCCGGCCGACCUGGUCUACCGCGAUGCAAUACACGAUCCACUGCUCAAUGCAACGUUCAGUUUUCCCCCUCCAUCAUUAUCCUUCCUGCACUCCACCAGGGACCGCCACCUCCUAACCCGGGGCAGCGGCGCGGGGAGUCCGGCGCUAGUGAGUCCUGAGGUAAAUCCUGCUCUUCAUCGCAAAGUGGACAUCCUUCCCUGGUUGGCCUGUCGAGGAAACUUUCUCAGGUAUCAAGCAGUUCGUCCCCCCAACAAUGGGCGCCACUGCUACACUAAUCCAGAUGACGCGGUAUAUCAGCAACAAAUUUACAUGGCUACUGAUUACUAAUUAGGAUUGGUUUGUUUAUUCACAAACACACGCAGUGUGUGUGUGUGUGUGUGUGUAGAUAGGCACA